UUCCUUCUUCAAAUUCUUGCUGACUCAAGACUAUCGAGCCCUUUUUGUGCGCCCUCACCCACCACCCACGCCUCCAGACACACUCCAGCACGCGACCCGACGCUCGUUGUCGUGUCUCUGACGAUGUCUUCACAGGAAGCGGCUCCUUUGGUCGCUCUCGGCGCGUCAGCAGGCUUAUGGCAGGCUGCGCUGACGCUGCUUGUGACCUUGGUCGUCGGCUACCUCGCCAAGACUUCACUGGGUUCAAACAGCUUAUCCAAGAUCCCGCUGGUCGGUCUCGAGAUCGGCGAUGAGGAGAAGCGCCGGCUGGCUUAUCUAGGUGGUGCCAAAAACAUUUACCAGCAAGGCUACCAAAAGUUCAAGGAUGGCAUCUUUCAGAUCACGACCUCCAGAACCGUGCCUGUGGUCGUUGUGCAUCCCCGUUUUCUCAACGAGCUCAGCAAAUUGCCCCCUCAAGUUUUGAGCGCCGAUGCGGCCGUCAACGAGGGGAUGGAAGCCAAGUACACACAACUGUGGACGAUUCCGGUUGUUCCUCACGCGAUCAAGACCCAGCUCACCCCGGGCCUCGUCCGUCUUACUGAAAUCGUUGCCGAAGAGCUCCAGGAGGCUUUCAGCAGAGAGCUUCCCGACUGCAAGGACUGGAGCUCCGUCCAAGUCCACCCGACCCUCCUGCGUAUUGUGGCAGCUGGCGCAGGUCGCGUCUUCGUCGGCCCCGAGCUCUGCCGGGAUGAAAAGUACCUGGACUCCUCGAUUAACUUCACCGGGGACGUGAUGACGGCGCGCAACGCCGUCCAGCAGAUGAGGCAGUGGCUGCGGCCGUUCCUGGCCCACCGGCUGCCGGAGGUGCAGAGGCUCAGCCAGCACCGGGCCGAGGCGGAGGAGUUCCUGCGACCCGUCAUCCUCAAGAGGAGAAAGAUGAUGGCGGACCCCGACCAGGAGAGGCCCGACGACCUGUUGUCGUGGCUGAUGGAGGCCCAGGCCACGUCUGGCAAGGGCAGCGACAGGGACCUCGCCGAGCAGCAGCUGGGCAUCGGCUUCGCCGCCAUCCACACCACGACGCUGACCGGUACCAAUGCCUUUUACAACCUGGCGGCGAUGCCCGAAGUGGCGGCGGAGCUGAGGGACGAGGUUUCCACCGUCCUGGCCGAGAACAAGGGGGCCUUUACCACCAAGGCGCUCCACGACAUGAAGAAGCUAGACAGCUUCUUGAAGGAGACGUUGCGGUGCCAUCCUUUUGUCUUUGCGACGUUUCAGCGCAAGGCUCUGAAGGACAUCACGCUCUCCAACGGCCAAGUCAUCCCGGCCGGGACGACGAUCGAGUGCCCCAACUACGCCGUCAGCCACGACGAGGCGCUCUUCGAGGACGCCGACGAGUUCGACGCCUUCCGCUUCUACAAGCUGCGCGAGAAGGCGGCGCUGGAGAGGACCCCCGACCAGACCUCGGACGCCUCCAUGCAGAACCAGUUCGCCAGCGUGAGCCAGAACAGCCUGGCGUUCGGGUACGGCCGGGAAGCGUGCCCCGGCCGCUUCUUCUCCGCCAACGAGCUCAAGGUCAUCUUCUCCAUCGCCCUCCUGCAGUACGAGAUGAAGCUGGCCGAGGGGAGCGAGGGCAGGUAUCCGAACAUGGAGUUUGGACAACUGUCUAUGCCCGACCCGACUAAGCACAUUCUGUUCAAAAAGAGGUGAACGGAUUCUCGGUGCAUGAUUAUCUUGAUACACAACAUGUUGAGGCCUGGGAAACUGUAGAUAAUGACAAGAAGAGAAUUCCAUAGAAAGCGAAUAGACAAGUCACAGCAAGCGUAAGCGUGGUUU
Colletotrichum destructivum is the source of this 1812-nucleotide messenger RNA. Its product is annotated as Putative cytochrome P450. Lineage: Eukaryota; Fungi; Ascomycota; Sordariomycetes; Glomerellales; Glomerellaceae. The record is from RefSeq and is a predicted model, not a curated record. Gene Ontology annotation, molecular function: oxidoreductase activity, acting on paired donors, with incorporation or reduction of molecular oxygen; iron ion binding; monooxygenase activity. The transcript has 7 exons. Bases 124 to 1686 code for a protein of 520 amino acids.